AUGCAGCAACAUCGACCUAACCUAUCACCAGUCCCCGAUGUUGGGCGCGUGCCAUCAGCACCACCACGCUUUCCCGCUCGACCCUCAUCUCCGCCGCCAGCUCCAAAUUUCAUCAUCGUCGGUCUCUUCGCGCUACAUCUAGCAAAGCGACUGCUUGAAGGACUUGAAUAUUACCCAGGCCGCGAUGCAGACAUCAUUUGGCUUGUCAACUUCUUAGCGCCCUUCAGUAAUGACUACCCACUGGCGAAGAUAUCAGGCCGUCAGAAAGACGACUACCUUCAGAUAUAUCCAGCAGUAGUAUCUCGGAUGAAGAAGCAACCCCAGUAUCCUAUCAGAUUUAUGCAGAUGAAUCCAGAUCAGCCCAUGUACCAGUCCCGACAGCGCGGCGUUGCGGAGCAGCCAGGGGAGAUGACGGAUGUCAAAAGACUGAAUAUCAUCAAUUUUUGCGAUGCAGCCGGCGAAUGGGGCUCCAGCGUUCCUAUACCAGCGCGCGAGGCGGAAAGAAUGAUUGAGCUAGCUGGUCAACGACGCAUAGCGGAUCUUGAGCGUUCACAAGAGCGUGAAGAGAAGCAAUUGACAAAUGCGAGACAUCCACAUUUCGAGUCUACGAGUUUUUCACCCGAUGAACGCACACGAUAUAUAAACGACAGCUCGCGGAGAGGCGAUAAAUUCUCAGGGCAAGAGGAAGCAAGAACGAACUCGGGGGCUAGAAGGGGCCGGCAUGAGCGACGACGAUAA
This is a messenger RNA of Bipolaris sorokiniana ND90Pr, 738 nucleotides long. RefSeq lists its product as uncharacterized. The transcript is spliced from 3 exons. The record is from RefSeq and is a predicted model, not a curated record. Lineage: Eukaryota; Fungi; Ascomycota; Dothideomycetes; Pleosporales; Pleosporaceae. The coding region runs from base 1 to 738 and encodes 245 amino acids.